Molecule: messenger RNA, 1030 nt
Organism: Anthonomus grandis grandis
Lineage: Eukaryota; Metazoa; Arthropoda; Insecta; Coleoptera; Curculionidae
Product: translin
Exons: 6
Coding region: 159-869 (236 amino acids)
Biological process (GO): RNA metabolic process
Cellular component (GO): nucleus; cytoplasm
Molecular function (GO): sequence-specific DNA binding; single-stranded DNA binding; RNA binding
Source: RefSeq, a predicted model, not a curated record
GUAGAGGGCGUAUUUAGUACUUAAUUGUCUGGAGAAAAAUAAACAUAAUUUAAAUAAUUGUUCAGUUGUUUAUGUUUUAAUUCUUUUGAUCGUUUACGGCUAUUAAAAGAUCUUUAUAUUAAUUGCUUAUCUCUAGAUUAAGCAGGCAGUGAGUGAAAAUGUCAGAACCCCAUAAAAUUAUCACAGAUGUGUUCGCACCCUUUCAGAAUCAUAUUACAGCUGAACAAGACAUCCGGGAAGUUAUCAGAAAUAUUAUGAAAGAUGUAGAGAAGAGCCUCAGGGAAAUUGUGAUUGUUUUACAAGUUAUUCACAGCGAAAAUAAUUGUGAAUAUAUUCACCAAGCAAUAUUAAAAGCCAGAGAACUUUUUAAGGAUGUUCAAACUGGAUUUGACGCUUUGGAUAAAGUCGUGCCUCCUGGGCAAUAUUACCGAUUUAAUGAUCACUGGAGGUACUCUACACAGAGGCUGUGUUUUUUAGCAGCCCUUAUAGUAUUUUUAGAAAAGGGCAUUUUAAUUGAUCAGCUUACUGCUGCACAGAUUUUGGGAGUUCAUGGAAAACAAAACAUUCAGCUAGACCUAGAUGACUACUUAAUGGGAUUGUUAAACCUUGCUACCGAACUGUCUAGAUUUGCAGUAAACGCUGUUACUUUAGGCGACUAUCAGCGUCCUCUACAAAUUUCUAAAUUCGUUGCUGAAUUAAACGCAGGAUUUCGCUUGUUGAAUCUUAAAAACGACUCAUUGAGAAAACGUUUUGACGUAUUGAAGUACGAUGUUAAAAAAAUUGAGGAGGUGGUUUAUGACUUGACCAUCAGAGGUUUGACUACUUCCGGCACCCAAGAGGGUAAUGGAGAAUCUCCGAAAGUGGAAUAGAGAUUUUUUUUAGUAAACCUGCGAUUGAUUUUUAUUUUAUUUUUAUAUACAAAAGAAACAGCUUGAAAAAUCUGUUACUAAAGGUGAUAUUUGUUUAUUUUUAAGUUCAAGUUCAGUACAAAAUGUUUACAACCUUUGAAUAAAGUUUUCCCUUUUUAUGA